Molecule: messenger RNA, 1461 nt
Organism: Lactuca saligna
Lineage: Eukaryota; Viridiplantae; Streptophyta; Magnoliopsida; Asterales; Asteraceae
Source: the annotation of a GenBank genome assembly
AUGGGAAAGCAGCGAGGGCUCUGUCGCAGAAGACAAAAUCAAGGUAAAAUUGCCCACAAACGGAUUAAACAUCAAGAAAUCAUGGUAAAAAGGGAUGAUGAUGGAAUCAGUGCUUUGCCGGAUUGUUUGCUUCUUGAAAUCCUCUCUCGAUUACCCUCCACAAAAGACGCAAUUAGAACAGGUACGCUCUCCAAGCGAUGGGAACAUCUUUGGACUUGGGUACCUACUCUAAUUUUUUCAACUAAAACUGGUCCACCAACUCAACGUCUUCAAAACUCCAAGCCAAGGGACGAAUUCCCAUUAUUGGUCGACAAAACCCUAACUCAAUGUCGCCAAAUAAAGCUCAAGAAAUUCAUACUGCAUACCUAUUAUGAUACCCGAUUUGAAUCGCAGUUUAACAAUUGGAUUCGUUAUGCUAUAAGCUGUAACGUUGAAGAGCUUAACUUGGAGUUUUGGGGGAGUGAAACUGAGUUUCUGUUAAAUGAAUUUAUAUUCAUCAAUUCAUGCUUUACUGAUCUGAGACUAGCAGGAUGCAAAGUGAAUUCAAGUGGGGCGAUUAGUUGGGAAAAUGUUAGGAGUUUGUGUAUUUCCGGGGUGAAUGUAGAUGAAGACUUGAUUGUAAAUAUAGUAUCCGGGAGUCCUCUAUUGGGAACUUUGGUGUUUGAAUACUGCAGGUGGCUCAAUAUUACUUCAGAAUCUGAAGCCAGUGAUAUCAUCAGAAAAUGUGUUCCUACUAGUUUAUCACUAACUCAAUGUCGCCAACUGAAGCUGCUAAAGAAAUUCAAACUGUACGCCCAUUAUGAUAUUCAAUUUCAAUCGCAGCUCAACAAUUUGAUUCUCUAUGCUAUAAGAUGUAAUGUUGAAGAUCUUAACUUGAGGCUCUGGAAUCACGCAUAUGAUGAUGAGUUUGUGUUAGAUCAGAUUGUUUUCACCAGUUCAUGUUUUACUGAGCUGAGAGUAGGUGGGUGCAUGCUUAAUCCAGUAGGGGCGAUUAGUUGGAAAAGUCUUCAGAGCUUGUGUAUAUCUGAGCAUAUUAGUUUAGAUGAAGAUUUGAUUGAAAAUAUAUUAUGUGGGAGUCCUGUAUUGGAAACUUUGGAGUUGGAUGAUUGCUAUGGUUUUAGGAGGCUCAAUAUUACUUCAAAGAGCGUUAAAAACUUGGUGUUAUGUGGAUAUGAGGUUCCUUAUGGUGGAUUUGAAGCUGAUAUGAUCGAAAUCAAUGCUCCUAAUAUUUCAUCCCUAACAAUGGAAGGUUGGAAUUUUUUGUGUAAACCUUUGUUGCUGAAUGUGUCUUCUUUUGUCAAAGCUCACUUAGAUUUUAGUUUUACAAAGCUUGAGCAUCGCCAGAAAAAACCUAAUGAAGUGGAAGAAGAGUUGCUUAAAGGGUGUAUAAUGAAUCUUCGCCAUGUCAAGGAGCUUCAACUUGGGGUUGUAUGUUCUAAGCUUGCAGGAGGAUUAAGGUGA